CCGUUCUCAUCCGCUGACUAUCAAUCGCGUGCCGACGACCGUCAAACGUGUACGAAAGAAAACCGUCUCUCUCGAGCCGUUCACGUCUCCGCGCGAACACGUCGGUCGAAAUCGAAAUCGCCCUACCGAGGUGAGCCAGAGGUGCCGAGUGCACGGCGUCGACGUCGUCUUCCGAGUCGGAAUGGCCCUGCGGGCGUUUAUGUUGUUUGGGUUCGUCUGGUGUUUCGGACACGCAGCGCAAUACGUGCCAAUCGAGGGCGUGGACGGCAACGAUUGCGCCGUCGUACUUGAAGGGUCGAAACAUUUCAUUUACAACAGUGGGAAGGGUUUGCCUCCCCGCUCAGCGGCUCACAUGUGCAUCACGUACGACACGGUCAACAGAGCUUUUUUAGACGUUCAAAAUCGGCACAUGUUACAGGAACCGAAUGAUCAAUGGGGACCAAUACACUUCGCUAGACUCGGGGAGCUGCUUUUGGAUGUCUCUCAAGUACUGGCAAAAAUGUACGACUUGACCACCGAAGACGUGAACAAAUUCUUGCCAAUGAUAGACACGUCCAAGACGCUCAUACGGAACGUGUGCCCAUCGUGUUUGUCAAGAGUGGCUUGCAAGUCGGGAAAAUACCGCAGGGCCGAUGGACUGUGCAACAACAUGUACAAUCCUACUUGGGGCGCCACAAUGUCUACGUUCAAUCGAUUAUUGCCUCCAAGGUUUGCCGACAAGUUUUCCGUUCCCAAGGUUUCGGCUUCCGGUGAUCCAUUGCCUUUAGCUCGAAUCGUGUCCCGAACGAUUCACCCAGAUGAGGGUCUGCACGAACACGCUGGUACGGUCAUGUUAGUGGCCUGGGGACAGUUCAUGGAUCACGACCUUACGCUAACAGCUACACCAUUGGAUCCAGUGAACAGAAACGAACCCGAGGAAUGCUGUGGUCGUCCUGAUCAUUUGAAAAACAAAUACUGUUACGAGAUAAAAAUUCCAGAAGACGAUAAUUUUUAUAAAAACCACAAUGUCAGAUGCCAAGAUUUCGUGAGAGCCUUUCCAGGUGUCAAACCCGACUGUACACUAGGGACCCGGACUCCGUUCAACUUGUUAACUCCUGUAAUCGACGGUAACACCAUCUAUGGAGUAGAUGAAACUUUUUCUAGGUACCUGAGAUCUGGAUUUACGGGACAAUUGAGGAUGAACCCAGCAUUCGCGAAUUUAGGGCUAAAAGAACUUUUACCUAUGAAACUGAAUAUUCCAGACGAAGGAUGUAUUAGGUCAAACAAUUCUCAGUAUUGUUUUGAGUCAGGAGAAAUUAGAGUGAACGAACAACUUGUUUUAACUUGCAUUCAUACGAUAAUGGCCAGAGAACACAACCGUGUAGCAAAAGAGCUAUCACAAAUUAAUCCACACUGGAACGAUGAAAUGCUUUAUCAAGAAUCCAAGAGAGUAGUCGUGGCAGAAAUACAACACAUAACGUUCAAUGAAUUUCUGCCAAUACUUUUGGGUAAAGAAAUUAUGGACAAAUAUGAUAUAACAAAUAAAAAACGGGGAUAUUGGAAUGGAUACGAUUCAAACACGAAUCCUAACAUACUGGCUUCGUUUUCGGCAGCUGCUUUUCGUUUUGGUCAUUCAUUAUUACCGAACACCAUCGAACGUUGGAGCAAAGCACAUGGUUUCAUCGCAUCCAAAAAACUAUCGGACUUGAUACGUCGACCUUUCGAUCUGUACAGAGCGGGAGCGAUCGAUGAAUACCUUAUGGGCCUAAUGAAUCAAGUAGCUCAGGCGAUGGAUGACUCAAUCACAAAAGAAGUUACUAAUAAUUUAAUUAAAAAGCCUGGUAAAGGGUUUGGUUUCGAUCUGGUGUCAUUCAACAUACAAAGGGGUAGAGAUUUCGGAUUACCUGGUUAUAUGGAAUACAGACGGUACUGCGGACUUCCCGUAGCCAACAGAUUCGAAGAAAUGGUGGGAUUUAUGCCAAAUUCCACCAUUCAACGAUACCAGAUGGUAUAUUCGUCACCGUUUGACAUCGAUUUGUGGUCCGGUGGCGUUUCCGAGAAACCAGCAACCGGAAGCGUGGUUGGGCCGACUUUUAGCUGCAUUAUAGCUUCGCAAUUUAGUUUAUUGAAAAGAGGUGAUCGGUUUUGGUACGAGCUGCCAGACCAACCAUCAUCUUUCACACCAGAUCAAUUACAAGAGAUUAGAAACGUCAGGUUGGCUCGUUUGGUUUGCGACAACACUGAUAUCAUAGACACAGUUCAAAUGUAUCCAAUGGUGUUAUCAGAUCAUGAACUGAAUCCUAGAGUUCCGUGCAGAAGCGGUGUAAUACCUAGGAUGGAUUUGACUAAAUGGGCUGACACUUCGUUGGAUACAGCUGAACCUAACACUAGACUUUCGAACGUCGAGAACAAUCUUAAGUCCGGUAUGACGGAAGCGAAGAUAUUGUUCUGCGAGAACUGUAACGCGACGGUAACGGACACGGGUAUUGGAUCGGUAGACCCCGGAACACGGGUGAUCACCAUAAUCGAAGCGACGGACGAGUUGGACGGCAACGCGGUGAUGAGUUCGAACGCCAUAUCCGGCGAUAGGAGACUUAAAAGAGGGGUGGAAGCCGUUUCGUUGGCCGGCAACGACACAGCGUCAGAGGACGGUCCGGCGCUCGCGGACGAGAUGAUCGACGUGAACCUGGACGUGCCCAGGGCGACGCCGGUCAAACGUUUCGCCGACCGCAUCCAACCGGACAUGACGCAGGCGAUCAUGGAACAACGGUUGGACUACGACGUGAACGAAGAGUUCCGGGCGGCCAGCGGGCACGGUUACGACACGCCGCGGAUCGGGCCGGCGAACAGGUUCCGCGGUCGCGGUCACGCUUACAGGCCGGGCCCGCUGGGCGAGUCGUCCGAAUCGGCGGAGGAGCACCUGGAGGACGCGGACGGCGACGACUCGGACGACGGCGAUCACAACUCGCACUACGAGUACGUGCCCAUGGAGUUCGACGACGAAGGGAACCACAGGCCUCUGACGUUGCCGAACUUCUUGGACUCGAAGAAACCCGCCAAGUCCAGCAGGUACGGCGCGCCGUACAAGAAGCCGUACGCGCGCCCGUCCAACUACCGUUCCGGCGGUUUCGGCAACGGUCCGCCGCCGCCGUCGUCGUCGUCGUCGUCGUCGUUACCCGUGCACGGCCACGACUUCGUGCCCUUGCGGGGCACCGGCGCCGGAGGAUACUCGUACGGCACCGGUUUGCCCGGCAAGAACUUCGACGACUACCACGACGGGCCGUCGUCGUACCACCAUUCGUCGUCGUCGGACGGGCCCAAGUCGUUCGUGUCGAUGAGCAGCAACCUGAACGAGGACGAUCUCGACGGGGUGAUCAACAUCGAUCACGGGCGCGCCUACGACCCGUCGUCCGACGAUCGCCGUUACCGUCCGUCGUCGCCGUACGGCGCCCAAUCGUCCAGCCAUUACCGGUCGGGCGAUCCGCUGCACCCGUUGCGCAACUACCACGCGUCCGAUCACCAGAACGAGCACAUGUACGACCGGCUCAGGCAAGAGUACCAGAGGAAGAGCAGCGUGAACCCGGUGGCGUCGCUGUCACCGUAUUUCCAACAUUACAACGAUUACAACGAACCGUCGUCGACGUCGGUCCAGUCAAGACGGUACGACGUGGACGCCGACGGCGGUGACGACGGUAAAAAGGCUUACUGGUCCAUGUCGUACACGCAAGGCACAUAGCCGACCACCACCACCACCACCACCACCACCACCACUGACCACCGCAACCGCAACCGCCACCGCCACUACAACUACCACCCGUACACCGUCACUACCACAGCGAUUACUGCACUACCUGACAAUAAAUGAUAAGACUUUAAGUUAAUUUUUUUUAUCCGUAACGGAAAGUUACCUGAUUUAUUUUAUUACGUUAUUACGUAU
Molecule: messenger RNA, 3916 nt
Organism: Sipha flava (yellow sugarcane aphid)
Lineage: Eukaryota; Metazoa; Arthropoda; Insecta; Hemiptera; Aphididae
Exons: 17
Coding region: 182-3715 (1177 amino acids)
Biological process (GO): response to oxidative stress
Molecular function (GO): peroxidase activity; heme binding
Source: RefSeq, a predicted model, not a curated record